Molecule: messenger RNA, 2031 nt
Organism: Morchella importuna
Lineage: Eukaryota; Fungi; Ascomycota; Pezizomycetes; Pezizales; Morchellaceae
Exons: 4
Coding region: 1-2031 (676 amino acids)
Biological process (GO): regulation of DNA-templated transcription
Source: RefSeq, a predicted model, not a curated record
AUGGCGGAUCGCGGUGCUAGCAAAGGGGCAAGCGAUAGUCAGGAACUCAAGUUGGCAAAAAAAAAAGCCUUCCUCAAAGAGCAACGACGCUUAGCCGAGCUGGAGUGGGAGAAAAAUCAGGGGGACGUAUCUGAUGAUGCCGAUUCGAACCAUGUACCAGAGACGCAAAUCGAAGAGACUCAGACUACGCGCAUACUCUCCCAAAUACGCGAAAGUCCACCAUCAUCCUCCCACCCUACCCCUAGGCUUUCCCAGGAUUCCGAAGGUGACAAUGGAUCUGCAAGCGAGAUUGAGACACCCAGUAGACAUGUGCGGAGUAAGAAAGAUUUGGCAGCGGAGGUACUGGUUGUUGAUACGUCGCGGCCAGCAUCACAACCAGAGGAGGAGCCAAAGAAAGAAAAGAAAAAGGCGCCAUACAAGAUGCGAAAAACUUUAGCAUCACGCAUGGGACUUGAAGCCAAAGAUAAUAUAGGUAUCAGAGAACGCCGCGACUACUUGAGGAUGCUUUGUGCGAGGCGAAGUCAGCCAUUAACCAAGCCAUUCAACAAAUUUGACCAAAACGUCAUGUACAAACUAGUUAAGAUCGUUGCACCGGAGAUGAGGGAACAGUUUGGUAGUUGUUGGACGUCGAAACUGACACGAGAUGUUAUACAUGCACUCUGCCUAGACAAAGUCCGAAACUACAAUGCUAGGGAACGUCUCUUGGCGGAAAGAGCGAGAUUGGCGAAGUUGGCGGAGGAAGCAAGAUUGGCGGAGGGAAAUGAUGUACCCGCCGAAUCCGAUGCUCACAAUAACAGGCAAGUGCCAGAGGAGGAUUCUGACGAAGAAGAGGAAGUGGACAGCGACAAAGAAGACGUUGUAGCAUCCAGGAAACGAGCCCCCGGCACUAUCCCGAAAACUGUCAGCAUCAAUCACCGUCCGUCUAACAAGCCUAACCCUCCCAAGCACUCAGCACCCAAGUCCUCCGCAGCGAAACAGUCGGCGCCCAAGACCUCUGCACCCAAACAGAAAUCUCGACAAACCACCACCCAUACUGAUGUUUUCCUCGCGGCCACACCGGUAGCAAAAGGGGACAGAUUGCCCUUAAACCCCACUCCGAUCACUAACGAGUCAGCGUUGGAGGUCAUUUCACCGAUGACUAUAGUGAAUAUUACUCGGUCUGAAAGGGCCUCCUCAUCAAUUAGCUCGGCCCCUACAUUUAGGGAACAACAAACAACGGAACCAGAUGACAUUAGCGAGAUACUUAGUAUCUACAUUGCUAACAACAAACCGAUCAGGAUGCCUGUUAUCCGGGGUUUCGAAGGAUUUAUGUCGGCUAUAUCUAAUGUUUUGACAAUUAGCGACAGUGAUAUAGUUUAUUACCGCCCAGCGGAUGGCCCCCCUAAAGCACUCAUCUGGCGUCCUAUUUCAAUCGAAGAAGAUUUCAGCCGGCUACUUGACUUGUGUGGAGAUGGGGUACUCGUGAAGGUUCUCCCUCCAAAUGACGAUGAGUUCAACUCUGGAGAUGAAGGGCCUGCAAAAGUGGUCGAGUUACCUGUGAACUCUAAAACAUGGAACAAGAAAAAUCAUCAUAUGGAAGGGCUUGGUAAAGGAAAAAACUUCAACAAAACCACGAAGGGCGCCAGGACCGGUUCUGAGGUACAAAUUAACCCCCUCCUUCCCAUUGAUACCCCCAAUGGAGCGGAACUCAGUACUCAACCAAACUCAGGAGGACCGGAGCCGGAGCAGGGAAAAGGAAAAAGAAAAGCCGAUAAGAAGGCGCCUAUUCCCGACGUGAUCGCGGAGAAGCGCCCUCGGGGCAGACCGAGAAAGCAGAAACCCGCUGCAACGGACGCUACACCCGCCUCUAACCCAACUCCCACUCCAGCUCCUGCUUCGCCGGUGGCAACCACAAGAGCUGGAAGGGCAACUAGGAUGACGGAAAAGGCCUCCGAGACAGCGGCUAUAAAGGCUACGAAGAAACAGGUUGAACAGAUUGCUAAUGUCAGGAGAGAUAUUAGAAAUCAAAAGGCUAACUUCAAGAUUCAGUGA